AUGUUUUGUACGAAAAGUCUUUGCAUUGAUGUGUUUGUCUCACACCUGAAGACAUGGACUCAAGAAGUUGUGAUCAAUUGUCCGCAGAUAUGGCAAAGAUGUCAAUGAAUGGCACUCCAGAGGAAUAUCCGAAGGACUCAUUCGACAGAUAUGGCAAUGACUUAUGCGAAGUGAUAUUGUCUUACCUAUCAUUCAAAGACUCGUUUCGUUUUGAAUGUCUGUCCAAACAGUGGCAGAGAUCUGUAUUCACUUCAAGACAUAUCUUCUCUGUCAGUGAUAUAAUGCCGAAGAAGUCACAGUUUAAUGAGAUUAAGACGAUUACAGACAACGGUUGGAAAGCAUUGGAAUCAGUGGUCAAGAAGUGGACACACAUUACAGACAUUCAUAUUGACAUCGAUUCACAAGAUAUGGAGAGAAAUUUCGAGUUCUUUACACCUCAUCUGAUUGGCACCGAUUGA
Oppiella nova is the source of this 458-nucleotide messenger RNA. Lineage: Eukaryota; Metazoa; Arthropoda; Arachnida; Sarcoptiformes; Oppiidae. The record is from the annotation of a GenBank genome assembly.